AUGCCGCGAUCUUUCCUAGUCAGGAAGUCUGCCUGCUCCCGCCGGAGGCCCAACUACAGCAAGCUGCAUGACUCUUCUCCAGAGUUCACCUUCCAGCAGCCCUACGACCAGGCCCACCUGCUGGCGGCCAUCCCACCUCCUGAGGUCCUCAACCCCACAGCCUCACUGCCCACGCUCAUCUGGGACUCUUUCCUGGCACCACAAGCCCAACCAGUUGGCUGGGCCUCCUGUCUACCCUGGGAGAUCCCCAACGUUGUUGAGCUGACCUCGCUGUCAGAGGAGGACAGUGGGAAAGGCUCCCAGCCUCCCAGCCUACCCUUGCCAGCCCUGUUAUCCUCCUCUACCUCAGCCUCUUCCCUGGAGGCCGAUGGUUAUGCUGCCUUCCCGGGCUUGGGCCCAUUGCCCAAGCAGCUGUCUGGGCUCUCAGGGGCCAAGGACCCCCAGUCUCGCAAGACCUUCAACUGCAAAUACUGCAACAAGGAAUAUGUCGGCCUGGGUGCCCUCAAGAUGCACAUCCGAAGCCACACCCUGCCCUACAUCUGUGGCACCUGUGGGAAGGCCUUCUCCAGGGCCUGGCUGCUACAGGGCCAUGUCCGGACCCACACGGGGGAGAAGCCCUACCCCUGCUCCCACUGCAACUACACUUUUGCCGACUGCUCCAACCUGCGGGCCCACCUCCAGACCCACUCAGAUGUCAAGAAGUACCAGUGCAAGACGUGCUCUCGCAGCUUCUCUUGCAAGCCCCUGCUCCAUAAACACCAAGAGUCCGGCUGCUCAGGGGACCCCCGCUGA
This is a messenger RNA of Myotis myotis, 792 nucleotides long. Its product is annotated as zinc finger protein SNAI1-like. Gene Ontology annotation, molecular function: DNA-binding transcription factor activity, RNA polymerase II-specific; RNA polymerase II cis-regulatory region sequence-specific DNA binding. The transcript has a single exon. Gene Ontology annotation, biological process: regulation of DNA-templated transcription. Bases 1 to 792 code for a protein of 263 amino acids. The record is from RefSeq and is a predicted model, not a curated record. Lineage: Eukaryota; Metazoa; Chordata; Mammalia; Chiroptera; Vespertilionidae.